ACUAUUCUUCAGAAGAUGAGGAUGACUCUACCAUUCAGCAAACUGAUAUUGAGAGAAAACGGCAGAAGACGCCAAGAGAAGCGAUGAUGGCAUCAACAAACAAAGGGUCUGGCUCGCUAAACCUACCACCAGUACCGAACGAGAUCAAGGAACUGUUUCCAGAUCCUCGAAAGGACUAUACAAAACACAUACCAGACCCAUCCAAACAUGAAGGCCGCAUAAGAACUAUACCUCACGUUGAAGGAAACUUUGCUACUCACAUACACGUGCGGGUCAAAGCUCCACCCGAAUUUUUAAAUCUAAUGCGCUCGCUAGAGACCUAUUUGAAGACCCAUCAUACAUCGAUUCACUCUUGUUCGGAUAAUGAUUCUGCAACCGAGUUGGAACUACAUAUAAGUCUUUCACGAUUAAUCAUCUUGAAAUACCAUCAGAUCGAGAGGUUUUGGAACAACCUGCAAUCUGCCCUCGGUAGGCCCAAAAGUUUCACAAUGUCAUUUGCACGAAUUAUUCAACUGAUGAAUGAUACGCGAACGUGUUCGUAUCUCGCCCUUGAGGUAGGAAUGGGAACAAACGAGUUAAAGUCUCUACUAGAGAAAAUAGAUUACGUAGUCGGUCAAUUCAAGCAACCAACCUUCUAUGAGAAACCUCGCUUCCAUACAAGCGUAUUCUGGUCGUUGAAUCAUUUGAGUGAAUCGCUUUGUGAAGAGGCCGAAGCGGCUUUCGGAGAUAUGAUAAGAGAUUAUGCAUUUCUGCCUGAUGAUCUUGUUUGUCAGAUAGGGAACAGAAAGUAUAUAACGAAAUUAGAUCAGUCGUUGUAG
Paraglomus brasilianum is the source of this 818-nucleotide messenger RNA. The record is from the annotation of a GenBank genome assembly. Lineage: Eukaryota; Fungi; Glomeromycota; Glomeromycetes; Paraglomerales; Paraglomeraceae.